UAAACGAGACCCCUUAAUGGGCCUUGAGCCCAUUACUAUAAAGCCCAAAUUCAAAGAGCUUAUAUCACCAAAGACCCGCAAGAGAUGGUGGAUUGAUAGACACGGAAAAGAGAGAUUUGCGAGGUUAGGGUUGGAUCCGAAGAUGUUAGAUCUUCCAAGUGAUAUGGAGGAGGAGGUGCUCUCUAGGGUUCCGGUGACAUCUCUGGGGAAACUGCGAUUGACCUGUAAAAAGUGGAACACUUUAACGAAAGGUGAGAGCUUUUUAAAGAAGAAUGGAAUUGAGGUGGUGAUGCUGGUGGAAUCUAGAGUUUCCUUGAUGACCGUCGAUUUACUCUAUCCGUCUAUAGAGCGUAUCGGUAAUCUCGAUGCAGAUGGAAUCAAAAUAUCUAAAAUCUUUCACUGCCAAGGUUUAUUCUUAUGCAUCAACAAGGACAAAGACAAAGACUCCUCUAGGCUUGUUGUUUUGAACCCUUUUUUGGGACAAACAAGGUAUAUCGAAUUACCUAGAAAUUCUUCUUACCACAUACGGGAGAAGUACGCUCUGGGAUACGAGAAAAAGAAUCACAAAGUCUUGAGAUUUGUGAAUGAGUACUACGAGAUCAGUGGCGACCGAAUUUGUGAGCUUCAGAUGUACAGUUUAAACUCCAAUUCAUGGAAGGUCAUUGAUGAUUUCACUCCGGACUGGUAUAUUUCGUAUCAAUACAGUGGCGUGUCUCUAAAGGGAAACACUUACUGGUAUGCUCAAGAUGAGAUCCCAUUUGAUGGUCGGAUAUCAGAUCACUCUAAUUUUCUACUAUCCUUUGAUUUCACAAAAGAGAGAUUUGGACCGCGUCUGCCUCUGCCUUUCCACGGUUUCUAUAGACAUAAUGUCACUUUUUCUAGUGUUAGAGAAGAGCAGCUUGCAGUACUGUUUCAGUCAAGAUAUGAACUUGAUUCCGUCGUCAAGAUAUGGAUUACUAAUAAGAUUGAGCCUAAUGCAGUGUCGUGGAGCAACUUGUUGUUUGCUGUUGAUAUGAAACCAGUCGCUGGUUUUCAGUUUCCUUAUGUCGCUGGGAGUUUCUUCGUUGACGAGGAUAAGAAGGUCGCGGUUGUGGUUGAUAAAGAGGAUAAAUGUCACCCUCACAACAUAGUUUACAUCAUUGGAGAUAAUGGAAUCUUGAAUAAAGUGGAUCUAGGCGAAUCUACAGACAACAAGUGUUUCCCACUUGUGUGCUCUUAUGUUCCAAGCUCAGUGCAAAUCCCAAACACACCCUAAUCUCUUAAUUUUGUAUUGUGGUGUUUAUUUAUUGUUUUCUUUUCUCAUCAUGGACUCUACUAAUCCAUGGAACCUUAGACUCUCUCACUCUCUCUCUUGGUCCGAAACACCGUGGACUUUGUAGUGGUGAUGUUUGCAUCAUAUCCUCGAAAUUUUAUGUUAACAUUCAGAUCCAAGGAAAACUAGCAUGUCCCAGAUCAGAACAUAUAUGAAUGCAGACCAAAAAGAAGAAGAAGAAGAAGAAGAAGAAAAAUAUUUGAAAAGAAAGUUAUUGUUCUUCAUGUUAUAUGUAGUUUAGAAAGUAUCUAUAUUUUUUGUUUUGGAUCAUGACUCUGUUAUGGUAUCAAUCAGAAUCGGUGAAUGACCCAAAGAUAAAA
This is a messenger RNA of Arabidopsis lyrata subsp. lyrata, 1632 nucleotides long. RefSeq names its product F-box/kelch-repeat protein At3g16740. NCBI's taxonomy places the organism in Eukaryota, Viridiplantae, Streptophyta, Magnoliopsida, Brassicales, Brassicaceae. The record is from RefSeq and is a predicted model, not a curated record. The transcript has a single exon. Gene Ontology annotation, molecular function: protein binding. The coding region runs from base 17 to 1255 and encodes 412 amino acids.